Molecule: messenger RNA, 921 nt
Organism: Colletotrichum spaethianum
Lineage: Eukaryota; Fungi; Ascomycota; Sordariomycetes; Glomerellales; Glomerellaceae
Product: protein rds1
Exons: 3
Coding region: 1-921 (306 amino acids)
Source: RefSeq, a predicted model, not a curated record
AUGCGCACCUCGUCAGUCGUGCUGGCGGUGGCCUCUGCCGCAUCUGUACUUGGCUCUCCUUUGGUGAAGAAGGCCAACUAUGACCCCCUUCCCGGAGGCGAUGCCACGAUCCUGAACUACGCCCUCACUCUGGAGUACCUUGAGAGGGCUUUCUACGGCCAGGGACUCAAGAACUUCACCGAGUCGGACUUCUGCGAGUUUGCGGGCGUAGUCGGCGAGAAGUUCUACCAGAACUUGAAGAUUAUUUACGAGGACGAGAAGACGCACGUCGACUUCCUCCUGAAGGCUCUCGGAACCUCUGCUAUCCCUGAACCGUCUUUCAGCUUCCCCGUCACCGACGCCGAGUCCUUCAUCGGCCUCGCCGGGAUCCUCGAGGGCGUUGGUGUGUCCGCGUACCUCGGAGCCGCUGCCGUCAUCGCCGACAAGUCCUACCUCACGGCCGCCGGCUCCAUCUUGACCGUCGAGGCUCGCCACACGUCUUACAUCCGCGCCGCCCUCCGGCAGAAGCCCUUCCCUACCCCCUUCGACACUCCGCUCGACUUCAACCAGGUUUUCUCCCUGGCGGCGCAGUUUAUCACGGGCUUCGCCCCCGGCACGCCCGAGCUGCCGUUCAAGGCCUUCCCCAAGCUGACCGUCGUGUCGACCAAUGGCCCCGCCGUCUUCGAGGGCGCGUACAAGGCUGCCGUCGAGGCCAAGACUGUCACCGAUGGUGCUGUCGUCUACGCCGUCUUCUUCUCCGGCUCGGACACCUACUACAAGGAGGUUGCCGUCAACGGUGCGGACUACGUCGCAGAUCUCCCUGACGGCGUUGAGGGCCAGGUCUACGUCGUUCUCAGCACCGCCAACGGCAAUGACGCCAAGGUCUCUGACGAGAACAUUGUUGCCGGUGUUGGUAUCCUCGAGAUCGGGGAUGACAACUAG